UCCUUCCGCAGCUUCCUGUCUGUUGCUCCUGGAGGGUGACAUUGGGCCUCUCUAGCUGCUCUCUUCUCGUUGCUCCGUCUCUGUAUAGUUCACCUAGCAGUAUGGCCCAGGCAGCGCAAAAGCUGGUCAAGGCUGUGACCGUAAGGGGCCCUCAGCUAAUUAGCGCUGCUGUCACAUAUUCACGUCCUCGCUUGUCUACUUUCUGGUACUAUGCCCGGGUAGAGCUGGCUCCCCCAAGUCCUGCUGAAAUCCCAAAAGCCAUUGAAAGCAUUAAGGGACUAGUGAAAUCUUUCCAGGGUGGCCGCUGGUCACAGCUUACAGUCAGGGAUGCCGCACGGAAUGGGCUUGUUGCCACAGAGGUCCUAAUGUGGUUUUAUAUUGGAGAAUGCAUCGGGAAAGGUGGCCUGGUCGGAUACAAUGUGUAAGACCUCUUGUGUUCACCAUCUGAAUCCUGCACCUACUCCUCUCACCUGACAUCUUGGACUGAAUAAACGGCGGAGAUGAGAUCUCUGUGCAACUCCACAGAUUAUCGGCGUUGUCUUUAUUCACACUGUGUCAUUAUGUUGUACAAACACUUUAUCUGGAGAAAAAAAUCAACCUAUUUAAAAUA
This is a messenger RNA of Bombina bombina (fire-bellied toad), 610 nucleotides long. RefSeq names its product ATP synthase membrane subunit g (gene ATP5MG). Gene Ontology annotation, biological process: proton motive force-driven ATP synthesis. The transcript has 3 exons. Gene Ontology annotation, molecular function: proton transmembrane transporter activity. The record is from RefSeq and is a predicted model, not a curated record. Bases 102 to 425 code for a protein of 107 amino acids. NCBI's taxonomy places the organism in Eukaryota, Metazoa, Chordata, Amphibia, Anura, Bombinatoridae.